AUGCCUGUGAAGCGCGUAUAUACUCCAGAGUUGCUCCUUAAGAUGCGGAGAGAAAUGGAAGCUGGCGAGGAACUUCGUGAAUUUGAGAUGGAACGGCUUGUGGUCACUAAGGCAGAUUUUGCAGAAGCGCUGAGCAACGUGUCUAAGUCAGUGGGGCACGAUCAACUCCGUCGGUUUGAGAAAUGGGAAGCCGAGUUUGGGUCGAAAUAA
Peronospora farinosa is the source of this 210-nucleotide messenger RNA. The record is from the annotation of a GenBank genome assembly. Lineage: Eukaryota; Oomycota; Peronosporomycetes; Peronosporales; Peronosporaceae.